Molecule: messenger RNA, 439 nt
Organism: Lathyrus oleraceus (garden pea)
Lineage: Eukaryota; Viridiplantae; Streptophyta; Magnoliopsida; Fabales; Fabaceae
Exons: 1
Coding region: 35-439 (134 amino acids)
Source: RefSeq, a predicted model, not a curated record
UACUCAUUAUGUCCUAAAAUACAAAAAGUUAAUUAUGGCAUCAACCAAAUCUUUCAUCACUGCUUUCCUUCUUGUUGUAACAACGUCAAGCAUGAUCCUAGAAGCUCGCCAACUUUUGCAAACAACCCUACAACCAAAUUUGUCUGGCAUUCCAACUUUGCCACCUUUGCCUUCAAUUCCAACAUUGCCUCAAGCAAGUCUUCCUCCAUUACCUACUAACAUUCCAUCUCUUCCUAAGCUCACUAUGCCACCAAUUCCUACCUUUCCUACAAAUAUUCCAUCUCUCAACAUUCCGCCUUUGCGAGCAAUCACUUCACUUCCCAACAUUCCGCCUUUGCGAGCAAUCACUUCACUUCCCAACAUUCCCACCUCAAUCCCAAUCACUUUUCCUUCCAUUCCAUUUCUUUUCCCACCACCUUCUUCAACCUCUAGCCCUUAA